Messenger RNA from Bufo gargarizans (Asiatic toad), 2424 nucleotides. RefSeq names its product solute carrier family 19 member 1 (gene SLC19A1). Gene Ontology annotation, cellular component: basolateral plasma membrane; plasma membrane; apical plasma membrane. Gene Ontology annotation, molecular function: folic acid binding; folate:monoatomic anion antiporter activity. The transcript has 6 exons. The record is from RefSeq and is a predicted model, not a curated record. The coding region runs from base 153 to 1670 and encodes 505 amino acids. Lineage: Eukaryota; Metazoa; Chordata; Amphibia; Anura; Bufonidae. Gene Ontology annotation, biological process: folate transmembrane transport.
GACGCGGCAUGCCGGGUAAUGUAGUUACAAUGUGCAGCGGACUGAGUGUAGAAGGGACAAGUGUGUGUGACAAGGACGGCUGCAUGCAGUGACAGAGCUCCGGGCUGCGCCACUGACAGGACGGGCGGCUGCACACAGGGUAUAACCUCAAGAUGGAUCCAGAUAGUGAAAAAGAUGAGAAGCUGGAACCUCCAGGGGAAGAAACACCAUCCCUUUCUGAGCCUCCUGAGGAAGAACCAUCAUCCCCUUCUGAGGAGCCGCCAGCAGCCACAGAGGAAAUCAAAGGGUGGAAGUUUCUGCUUUUCUACCUGUGCUUCUAUGGGUUCAUGACUCAGCUGCGGCCAGGAGAAAGCUUUAUAACUCCAUUCCUUCUCAGUACAGAAAGGAAUUUUACCAAAGAGCAGGUCACCAAUGAGAUAACGCCAGUGCUGAGCUACUCCUACAUGGCAGUGCUGGUACCAGUGUUUCUUCUGACGGAUUACCUGCGUUAUAAACCAGUGCUGAUCCUCCAGUGCCUCAGUCACAUCUGCGUCUGGUUACUGCUCAUCUUUGGAACAGAUGUCAUCGCGCUGCAGUUUAUGGAGUUCUUCUAUGGCAUCACUAUGGCAGCCAGAGUUGCAUAUUCUUCAUACAUUUUCUCACUGGUUUCUCCUACCAAGUAUCAAAGGGCCGCCGGGUACUCCCGCUCUUCUGUACUCAUGGGGGUAUUUUUAAGCUCUGUGUUAGGACAGCUGUUCGUCACCGUGGCCGGUGUCCCCUUUAUGACUCUUAAUUACAUCUCGCUGGGUUUCAUGAUGUUUGGACUGUUCCUCAGUGUCUUUCUGAAACGCCCCAAGAAAAGUCUUUUCUUCAAUAAAAGCAUUUCCACGCAAGAAAAUGGGGUUCACCAGUCCGAACUACAAAAGAUGAAUCCCGAAGCCAAAGGGGGGUGGUUCACGGGGUGGAAGGACUCUGUGUUUCUCCGCAUGCUCCUAGAACUGAAAGGAACAGUACGUCAUCCCAGGCUCCGUAUCUGGUCACUGUGGUGGAUCUUUAAUUCUGCUGGGUAUUACCUUAUGCUGUACUACGUGCAGAUUCUGUGGAAUGAGAUCUACCCUACCACAAACAACCGCAGGGUAUACAAUGGGGGUGUCGAUGCUGCUUCUACACUUCUUGGAGCGAUCACCUCAUUUGCUGCGGGGCACAUUAAGAUCCGCUGGAGUCUGUGGUCAGAGUUGGUUAUUGGGGUGGUCACCGCUUUCCAGGCAGGUCUCCUAAUGCUCAUGAAUACAACUUCAAAUAUCUGGGUGUGCUACGUGGCUUAUAUCCUUUUCCGCAGUUCAUACCAGUUCUUAGUUCCCAUUGCCAUUUUCCAGAUUGCCAGCUCUAUGUCCAAAGAACUGUGUGCAUUGGUGUUUGGAAUCAACACCUUCUUUGCUACGAUAUUGAAAACAGUCAUCACCAUUAUUAUUGCUGACAAGAGAGGCUUGGCUCUUUCUGUGCACCCUCAGUUCUAUGUGUAUUUUGGCUACUUCACAAUUUUGGCAGUCCUGUACCUCGUUGGUGCUGCCUGGGUUAUCAUCAGGUACAAAAAAGAGGAGCCUGUGGAAGGAAAUGAAGCAAGCAAGCCAGAAGCAACCACCGAACAGAAGGUGGCGACAGAGAAAUCUACUAUAGAGUCUCAUGCUUGAAUUCCACCUGUGGUCAAAUCUAGGUGAACAGUAUUCCGAUAUUGGCACAUACUGGGCACCGGCCUGUCCUGUGUGCAGGGCUUCCGCAAUUAGGAGGCGUUCUGUAGGUAUGAUGAGACUUAGCUGUGCUAGUGCCUAGGUGCAGAUUGUAAGUACAUGCUGUGAGAUGUUGCCCUCUUGCACUACAUUGGUGCGAGAGUUGUGUGUGAACAAGGCUGCUCUGAGUCUUGGAAGAAUGAAAUCUUCUGCUGAGUGCGGCUUAGGAGUAAGAAUCUCAGGGAUUUUGCGUUGCCAAAAUACAGAGGUUUUUUGAUCUUGGAUUUCAAGUGAAUUAAGUUCUUCUAUUAGAAACAAUCACUUCAUUGCCUGUCCCACCAUCACUGUGAAUUACUUUUUUAAAUUACUAGAAUUUGACACUAUUAACAUAAGUGAAAAACUAGUGAUACAAGAAGCUCUGUUCUGAUCCUGCUAUAGUUGAUGAUGACUUGGCAUAUAUGUGAACCUCCAAGGACAACAAAUCAGAUAUAGACCUACACCCACUAGAAAUGGUUUGAAGGGAAGUGUUUCUUCUCUAUUAUGUACAGUGUUAGGGGUAAUGGACUCACUCUUUGGGUGUAAAAGUGCACUUACAAUUUUUAUUGCUGUUUGUAUAUAUUAAGAGUUGAUAUGAUGACACUGGUUUUGGUGCAAUGUGCUCCACACGUCAUUUGCAUACCUGCUGUAAUUUUGGACCAAAAUAAACACAAAAAAGAGA